AUGACUGUGGAGCAGCCUUGGGUGGAGAAAUAUCGACCAAGGGAGAUCGGAGAUGUUGCUUCCCAGGGGGAGGUGGUGAAAACGCUGGAGAGCGCCCUCAGCUCCGGCAACCUCCCACACCUCUUGUUCUAUGGCCCUCCCGGCACCGGGAAGACGACCUGCGCCCUGGCCAUAGUCCGGCAGCUGUUUGGCGCCGACCUCCUCCGUGCGCGGGUGCUGGAGCUGAACGCUUCCGACGAGCGCGGCAUCGCGGUGGUCCGCAACAAAAUUAAGUCCUUUGCGGCCAUCUCGGUGGGCGCCUCGCCCGCGGGUCGAAGCGUGCCACCCUACAAGGUCAUCAUCCUGGACGAGGCCGAUGCAAUGACCACCGACGCCCAAGCUGCGCUGCGGCGGACGAUGGAGACCUACUCCCGCGUCACACGCUUCAUCAUCAUCUGCAACUACGUGUCGCGCAUCAUCGAGCCCCUCGCCUCCCGCUGCGCCAAGUUCCGCUUCAAGCCCCUGCACGGCACCGUGAUCGACGACCGCAUCAAUCACAUCUGCCAGGUGGAGGGCGUGCAGCUGGGCCCCGACGCGCUUUGCACACUGUCCCGCGUGGCGGGCGGAGACAUGCGCCGCGCCAUCACCACGCUGCAGAGCGCGGUGCGGCUGGGCGGCUCGCCGGUGCGGCCGCAGACACUGAUGGAUGUGGCGGGGGUGGUGCCGGACGCCGCGGCUCGCGGCCUGCUGCACACCUGCCGUGAGAGUGACUUUGCGGGCGUGCAGUCCGCCGUGGCGGACCUCAUCCACGAGGGCUACCCGGCCCAGGAGGUGCUGGCAGAGGUGCAGGGCGCGGUGUUGGUGGACCCCGGCAUCGACGACGUGCGCAAGGCCAGAGUGUUGGAGCGGCUGGCGCUGGCGGACAAGGCGCUGAUCGAUGGCGCCGACGAGUUCCUGCAGCUGCUGGCGGUGGCCAGCCUGACGCAGCGCGUCAUCCUCGGCCAGGCGUGA
Auxenochlorella protothecoides is the source of this 990-nucleotide messenger RNA. RefSeq names its product Replication factor C subunit 4. Gene Ontology annotation, cellular component: DNA replication factor C complex; nucleus. Gene Ontology annotation, biological process: DNA-templated DNA replication; DNA repair. Gene Ontology annotation, molecular function: DNA binding; ATP binding; DNA clamp loader activity. The transcript is spliced from 6 exons. Lineage: Eukaryota; Viridiplantae; Chlorophyta; Trebouxiophyceae; Chlorellales; Chlorellaceae. The coding region runs from base 1 to 990 and encodes 329 amino acids. The record is from RefSeq and is a predicted model, not a curated record.